AUGAUGAAUUUGAUUGGGCUCAGUGAGAUGGACAGUAUAGGUGACUAUUAUACUUGGAGUAAUAAACAGUCUACUGGUACUAUCUACUCUAGAAUUGAUAAAGUGUUAGGGAAUGUUGCUUGGUUUCAAAAUAAUCAUUAUAAGCAGCUGAAAAUUCUUCCUCCUAGUGUUUCUGACCAUGCUAUGUUGUGUGUGGAAGAAAAGGUUCAGAUAAAGGCAAAUAACAGGAGGUUUAAGUUUUACAAUUGUAUUAUGGAUAUGAUUGGCUUUGAGGAUAUUGUGAGGGCUAGCUGGAAUAAACCUAUAGGGAGAAUUCUAAUGUAUAUUCUAUGGCAGAAACUCCAAAGGCUCAAGCCUGAUCUGGUUAAAUUUGACAAGUCCAUGUCUAAUGUUAAACAACAGGUUGAGAAAUCUAGAUUGGAUCUAGAGAAAGCUCAAAAUGACCUUUUACAGAAUAGAAUGGACAUUACAAUCAUUGAUAAGGUGAAAACCUGCAUAGAAAAUGUUAUUCGGUGGAAUGAAGUUGAGGAAAGCAUCUUUAUGCAAAGAGCAAAAUUUGACUGGUUGAGAAUGGGAGAUGGUAACAAUGCUUAUUACUAUGCAACCAUUAAAACUAAACAUCAUAAUAGGAGCAUGAGUAUGUUACAAAAUGUUGAUGGAGAAAUCUUAAUGAGAAGCAGGAUAUUCAUAAUGAAGUGA
Messenger RNA from Lathyrus sativus (Indian pea), 699 nucleotides. Lineage: Eukaryota; Viridiplantae; Streptophyta; Magnoliopsida; Fabales; Fabaceae. The record is from the annotation of a GenBank genome assembly.